AAGUCCACUGGAGCAAGUCUUCCGGUCUCGCUUAGCAGCAUGGCGAACCUCGAGCAUAACGAAGACGAUCCAAAACAUGCGACAAUGUCCGGUGAAGCCCCCGCCGCCAGUGUCCAACUCCAAUCCGCCGGACUGUCCACCGCGCCGGGCAGAGAUGCGUAUGAGAUUCCGUGCAUGAUCCCGUCGUUUGCCGCCGCCUCUGAGCUGCUGUCAGCGCCGUACUCGUGUCUGGUCAUGAACACGCACCGCAGACACGUCGCUUUACCGCCCAUGUACCUGCACAAGAAGAGGACAGGUAUCCAGGGAGAGCUGGAGGCCGAGCUGCUCAAGUUCUCUGAGAGCCUGAAAGGCGUACCUUUAGCUUAUGACAACAUCAGGAUUGUGGGCCCGCACGGAAAUGUCUACGAUGACAGCAGCUACAUCCACAUGGACGUAGAAGCCAACUUUAUUGUGUUUCAACCCACAAACGGACAGAAAUUGCUGGGUAAGGUAAAUAAACUAGGAAUAAGCCACGUGGGCUGCCUGGUGCAUGGCUGUUUUAAUGCCAGCAUUCCCAAACCAAAUCCGAUCUCUGUUGAAACCUGGAGGGACGCAGGACCAAGGAUCGGAACAGAUCUGGAGUUUGAGGUGACUGCACUUGAUGCUGACACUGCUGGUGUGCUGCUGAUCAGAGGACAGCUGGAUAGAACCAGGCUCCAAGAGCUGAUGGCAGUAGAGGACUCUGAGACAUGUGUCCCUGCAGACCAGCCAGACACAGCAGACACGGAACCGAAUCCAGAAACUACAGAGGAGUCUCCUGAUGUAACCCCCAAGAAAAAGAAGAAGAAGAAGAAAGACAAAGUCAAAGAGGACCAGACAGAAGAUGAGCUAACACCAUCCUGCCAACAGGACAGCAUCGCCACACCAGAGCUAAAUGAAACAAUGAUAGAGGCAAACGGCAAUGAAGUGGGUGAGAAAAAGAAGAAGAAAAAGAAGGAGGAACAUCUGAAAGAGGAAGAGGAAAUUGAGCUCUCCACCAUGGACAUCCACGGGAGCGACUCCAGUGGCUACCUCAGUGAUAAGCAAAGCAAAAAGAGGAAGCAUGCAACAGAUAGUGAUGUCACGUCUGGUUUUAGUGAAGAUCCCGAGCCACCAAAGUCCAAGAAGAAGAGGAAAAGUGAUAUACAGCAGUUUGCCUGAAAACAGAUUGUGUUUGAAAAUCAGGUUCAUUGUGUUAAAUAAUUGUGGUGUUAUCAACCAUGGUCAUUACAGUGAAAUAUACAAUGGUGCCUUAUCAAGAAAACACACUUUUAGUGAACGAGGUUGAGUAGUAGUGCAUUGACUUAAGUAGUUUUGGAGCUUGUGCCUAAGAAAAGGACAGGUACAGACUUGUCAGACCAGUUCAUCGACACUGGGAAACAAAAAUCCAGGAAUGGCACACAGUCAAUUUUCUGACCAGUGAAAUAUGCAAGACAACCAAUACUGCCAAACUCAAAGAAAACUGUUGUCUGCAAAGUCUGCACUAAGGGAUUUGUUAAUGUGUCAGUUUUUGACUGAAACAGAUUAAAGAUUCAAAUAUUUUGA
This is a messenger RNA of Solea senegalensis (Senegalese sole), 1563 nucleotides long. It is a transcript of the gene polr1f, whose product is annotated as RNA polymerase I subunit F. Bases 40 to 1179 code for a protein of 379 amino acids. Gene Ontology annotation, biological process: DNA-templated transcription; DNA-templated transcription initiation. Lineage: Eukaryota; Metazoa; Chordata; Actinopteri; Pleuronectiformes; Soleidae. The record is from RefSeq and is a predicted model, not a curated record. Gene Ontology annotation, cellular component: RNA polymerase I complex. The transcript is spliced from 4 exons.